UGGACUUCUGAAACGAAAUCUAUCCACACGUCUCUUCCUCUAAAAGCUCUUCCAAACCUCAUACAACUCCCCACAUAACUUCACUGAACUAUGCUCGUUCUCAGACCAUGCAAACACUACCUCCAAAUGCCUCCACUGCUCAACUCUUCAAGCUUUCUGAGACCAAUUCCAUCUUUCUAUCAAGGAAAGAAGGUUAAGAGCAGGAAGCUUGUGGUGAAGGGCUGCCAAGGAGAGGAAAAGAAGAGCCAGAAGAGAAGCUUUCUCAGCCUAGAGGAAGCUGGCCUGGUUGAGAUCUCUGGCCUUAGCACUCACGAGCGCUUCUUAUGUCGAUUAACGAUAUCAUCAUUGAAUCUUUUGAGAGUAAUAUCUGAGCAGGAAGGGGUCCCCAUUGAGGAGCUUAAUGCUGGUCGAAUUUGUGAUUGGUAUUUGAAAGAUAAGCUCAAGAGAGAACAGGAUGCCGAAUCUGCAGUCCUCCAAUGGGAUGAUUCUGACUUUUAAUGUAUGUAAUUUAUUUUCUCUCAAAAGUCCAAAUGUCAGCAAUUGGUUACUCAAAUAUAUAAUUAAUGCAGGCGCUCGUAACAAAGAACAAAAUGGAGUUAUACAUAACUCCCCAAACACUCUCAUUUCUUUUGUUAUUUCAUUGUUCAUCUUUAAUAGCAAAAAGUGUUGUUGCUCCGAUUGGUAAAAAUUCGGAUCAUCUUUUGGAACGU
Elaeis guineensis (African oil palm) is the source of this 710-nucleotide messenger RNA. RefSeq lists its product as uncharacterized. The record is from RefSeq and is a predicted model, not a curated record. Lineage: Eukaryota; Viridiplantae; Streptophyta; Magnoliopsida; Arecales; Arecaceae.